Trichobilharzia szidati is the source of this 3802-nucleotide messenger RNA. The record is from the annotation of a GenBank genome assembly. Lineage: Eukaryota; Metazoa; Platyhelminthes; Trematoda; Strigeidida; Schistosomatidae.
GAAGAAUCGAUAAGGUCUGACUUAGCGUUUACGAAAACUAAUAUAAGCUGAGAAUUUUGGGCAUGUUUGUUUGUUUACAUUCAAGUCACCAUAUUUUUUGAUAUUCAUUGUUGCGCUACGCUGUCAGGUAAAUUGACAAAGGUAUAGUGUCGGAGUACUGAGUGUUGACGCUUCCUUUGUACCAUGGGUUACAGUUAUAGUGUAAAAGCUCUUUCCUAGAGGCUUUUGAGAUACGGAAAUGCGAUCCAGAAAGAACGAUAUCAGAGUUUCUCGAAAAUUCGUUCCAAAUCCCAUAGCAAUAAAACCGGAAAUAAGAGGCAGAUGUAUUAGACCCACAAGGAGUACAAAACCCAGUUUAAGGGAUGGAGUGAUUGAAGAAACAUCAACUUUGAACCAUGAUGGUGAGAAUGACAGCACUAAAGGUAGUCGCAUGUCUACUAGCAAGAAAACUGUUGGCUCCAGUAGAAUGGGGUCUACUCAAAAACUGAAAGUGUUGUCUGAGUCGAAGCAGAGGCGCAAUGAGUUCGAUGAUAACUCUUUAGUUUCUCCGGAUCAGAAGCGCAAACGGUCAGGAGCUGAAAAUUACAUCAACAAAAGGUUCCUGUACGACGUUGUAGAACCACCGAAACGUCGACAGAAAAAGUUCCUGCAUUUCUCAGAUCGGUCAACAGCUGCUCUCAUGGCUGUUUCAUCUGCUAAUCUGCUUAGAAGACACAAGUCUAAGACCAGGGUCUCUAGGCAGCAAUCAGGUGGUCGUGACCUGUUCUCACAUGUGCGAAGUCGGCACGGACGCCGCCUAAAGCCGAAGCAUGACUAUAGUCCUUCUCAAUCAGAUAAUGAGCAUUCUGUGUACAAUCCGUCUUUCGUCGCGGACAGCCGGCGGCGUAUCAGAAAGAAAGUCUUGGCUCCCACAGUGAAACCACGGUUAAAUUCCAAGUUGGAACGUAAUAACUGGCCAAGAAGUAAUGAAUGCAACAAAGACUUUUACUCAUCCGAUGAACAAGAUGACGAUGAACUCGAUGUAAUCAUUUCUCCUAAAGAUUAUUAUGCCGGUGCAUCGUGUCUACCAACUUAUACUGAUGUGUUCAAUGACAUUCAGAAAAGAGGAAAUAUUCCUCAAGACGAAACUUCAGAUUUUGUGGACAACUAUGGAAGACCGGAUCCAUGUGGACUUAAGAAUCGCGUGAACUCAAGGCGUGUACUUAGUCCAAACAAUAACCAAAAAGGUCCCACAAACUCGUUUUUACAUCCCCCAGUUUUCCGUGAAGAUGGAAUUUCUUCAGCAGUUGAUCAUCAUCCCAGCGAUAUACUCGAUUUUUGCGCAGGUUCAAACUCAGAACAGUUUUCACGUGGAGAAACAGCAUCAGAGGAAAUUAAUGGACAGGAAGACGAUGUAGGCUUAACAGAAUCACGUGGACUUAUAAGCAGACGCGUUCAGCAGGCUCAAGAUGAUCUGGAAGAAGACUUACUUGCCCCUGAACUUUCCUUAAUCACGGGUCCUAGUACUGUGGCUAAUCCUGAUGGUAUUUUGGUCUCAACUUUAACCGAUACUGGAACAGUAUUAUCUUGUAGUUCAGCUUCUGGAAGCAGUCGAAGAAAAUCUCCUGUUAGACCUAUGCAGGUGCUUAGAACUGUAUAUACCUCUACAUCAGCACCUACUAUUGCCUCACCAGCCAUGCUAGUCACAGGGUCAGAAAACAGCCCAUUUGUUUUUACUUCAUCAGUCGUCGCGAACACUAUGUAUACCAGACCUUCAGGAAUAGAGCUUGGACAUGAUGGAGGAGAUAUGCUGCCAUCUGGGAUGUGUUCCGUCCUUCCUGAUAACAAUACACAAUCAUUUAAUGAACCAAAUCAAUCUAUGGAAAAUAGUUUUAGCAUGAGCAUUUCUGAUUUGAAGAUUCACUCAUUAGGUGACCAGUCACAUCAAAUUCCAUCUUCUGCUCCACCUUCCACAUUGACAUCCCUCACUUCUGUUGCACAAGUUUCUGUUUCCUCUGAUGGUGCUAGUGGAUCCAAAGGGAAUACUGCGGUAUCAUCAGGCUUGCUGCCAUCGCUCCUUACUCAGUCAAACACGCGACCAGUCUCGGUUGUUCCACAGCCUAUCAUUUCUCGUGUUUUUAUGGCACCAAGUACGACGCGUUCAGUGACGACUCCUGUUACGAAACCUGUUUUAUCUGUUUCUCAUCCCACUGUCAAUUCAGUUUCUGCUCGACGGCGCCCAACGAUUUUGAGACGAGCUCUGGGAUCAGGCAUUGGCGCACCUGCCAACUCCUUGAUCACCUCACGCACAGUUUUUGAAACAUCAAAUACUGACUCUGAUCAAACAACUUCAUGUUCUAGCCGACCAGUUACUGUUUUCAACUCUAAUGGUGCUUCACAGCAGCAAAAGCCUAUUAGUUUAAUAACUACAGAAGAGCCUGGACCCUCCACCAGUUUAAAUACUGCAACCCCCAAACUACUACAGCUAGUUACCACAUCGUCUACCCCUUCAGACUGUUUGAAUCCCAAUCAAACUGCCAGUGAUCGUUUGUUUGGCAAGCGUCCUGCUGCUUACAACAAAGUUCCAUCACAUACGCCUACAACUGUACCAAAUACAUCCCAGAAUUCCGGAACCAUUCAUCAAAGUCCAACACCGACAAAUACAAGCAUUAACACUACAACUCCUUAUCGUUAUGCUGUUGUUCGAGGCUCUGCUGAUGGAAAGCAGUAUGUUUUAAUAAGCAAUCCCCGAGUAGUUGAUCAGCCUGCGCAUGAUCAACCGGUCGUGACAGUGAGCACAUCUGCAACAACUAACAGUACCCUUGAACCUACCUACGUUCAAACAUCCAUCGUUAGUAAGAAUCAUAAUUCCGAACAACUUUUCCCUCCUGAAUCGUGUAUAGCGAGAGCUUUUAAAGUUGAGAUUAAUGGUGCACACCUUAUUCGAAUGAAUUCAGAUGGACACUCCAUUGCAGGAAGUGACCGACAGUUCAGAACAAUUUAUACUACUCCUCAAGGAGCUACAACUAUGGCAGCUACAUGAAUUUACGUAACUGUAUCCUAAUAUCUCAUUUCAUUAUCUAAUACCACCAGUCAUACUGUUAUUCAGUUCUGCAAGUUAUUUUUUCAUUUAAAUCGCUGUUGAUCUGUCUAUUUUGUCAUCUGUUGUUUGUUACUUACAGUUAUGUUUUUUUUCGCCAACAUCUUGAUUAUAGAAGAUAAACUCAUUCUAUAGUCACCGUUAACACCCUAGUCCUCCGGUAUUGUUGAUUAAUUAAUUGCCUUACCUCUUUUUGCCUUCAUUUCACACGCUCUCUCUCUUUCUCAUUCAGUCCACACAUUGUUGCCAUUUCUACUUCUUUAUUCACAUGAAAUAUACUUCCUGAGCAAGAAGAAGAAGAUGGGCAAACUUAUUUUUCAUAUUUCUGAAAAUAUAAUCUUGUACAAUUUAACUUUGAUUUCGUCUUUGUAAUUUACACUGCGCCUUUAUAUAUUAUCCCUCUCUUUCUCUCUCUCUCCCUCUUUAAUAUAAGGUGUGUAUGUGUGUAUUCUUCAGCUAAAUAUUUUUCACAUUUCUGGAAGUUUGUCCACCUGAUGAUUAUUAUUUCUCUUUCAAGCUCUAAUCUCUCUCUCACACACACACAUACACGUGAAUACUUGAGAAACACUGUAUCUAAAAUAUUCUUGUUGUGUAUUAAUAUAGUUAUGAGUUAUAUCAAUAUGUGAUAUGAUAAAUAGUUCACCCAAGAGGAAGUUUUCCAAAGUGUUUUGUCACACCACUUGGUUUUGUUUUGUCAUCGGCUGAGAAGAGAAGGAAGGGGGG